Messenger RNA from Bipolaris sorokiniana ND90Pr, 900 nucleotides. RefSeq lists its product as uncharacterized. The transcript is spliced from 2 exons. The coding region runs from base 6 to 794 and encodes 262 amino acids. NCBI's taxonomy places the organism in Eukaryota, Fungi, Ascomycota, Dothideomycetes, Pleosporales, Pleosporaceae. The record is from RefSeq and is a predicted model, not a curated record.
UGGCCAUGGGACCAUAUCAAGGCGGCCAAGCACAAUACCUCAGGGUACCGUUUGCCGACUUCAAUGCACUAAAACUGCCACAAGGGACUGAGCACGAGGCUGAUUUCAUUCUACUUGCGGACAUUUUCCCAACGGGAUGGCACGGACUAGUGCUCUCUGGUUUCAAGUCUGGCGAGAGUGUAGCAGUGUUUGGUGCGGGCCCUGUUGGUCUGAUGGCAGCAUACAGUGGUGUGCUACGCGGCGCAAGCAAGGUGUUUGUUGUGGAUACGGUCCCUGAACGUUUACAAGCAGCAGAAAAGAUCGGUUGCGUACCCAUCGACUUCAAAAAGAGCGAUCCUGUUGAACAAAUCAUCAAGCUUAACGGCGGCAUGGUUGAUCGCGCAGUGGAUGCCGUUGGAUACCAGGCAGUGGAUGCAUCGGGUAGCACAGAGAAACCCAACAUCGUCCUUGACCAGUUGAUCAUGGUCACGCGCCCAACUGGAGGGCUAGGCAUUCCAGGGCUCUAUGUGCCAGCUGAUCCCGGAGCACCGGAUGAACAAAGCAAGAAGGGCCAGAUUUUGAUCUCAUUCGGAAAGCUUUUUGAAAAGGGCCUGCACCUCGGAACUGGACAAUGCAACGUCAAAGCAUACAACAGGUAUCUUCGCGAUAUGAUCGUGUCGGGCAGGGCCAAGCCAAGUUUCGUUGUGUCUCACGAGAUCAACAUCGAGGAUGCACCAACAGCGUACGAGAAGUUUGACAAGAGGAUCGAAGGGUAUACCAAGGUGUUGAUCCACCCGAACGGCGCCUUGAACUAGCUGGGCGUAUGAGUGUCUAUUCUGCAAUAUGGAGGUUCCAAACUCACACCAGAGCACUAUUGACAUUGCGAGCAUGAGGCUUUUGCGCGAGCGUCAAACCAAUUUA